AUGACAUCACUGCACUUCAAGGGUACCAGGAAAUGGAAGGAUUCUGAAGAGCAUCCCUUGUUACAACAAUGCAGACCUGUGACACGUAAACAUCAUGUUCAAAAUAGAAAUAAUGGGGACAACGUAACUAAUGUCAAGUGCACUCAGAAAGAUCAAGAAAACCUAGCCUCACAUGAGAGUCUGGACUACCUACCUUCUCACAGUGAUAUUUAUAAAAAAUGGUUGCGAGAAAAGCCUUACAGGUCAGACUGGGACUAUUGGUUCAUGAUGGGACUCAUUGGAAUAUCAGUUGGGAUUCUGGGAUUCUUGGUAAAUCAGACAAUUGAUAUUCUCGUCAAAUUGAAAUGGAAGCUUAUUCUACACUAUAUACAGAAUAAUCAGUUUUUCCUCACAUGGAUCUGCCUAGUUGGAAUUGGAUUGGCAAUGGUCACACUCUCAUCUGGAACAGUGCUGAUCUUAUGUCCUUCAGGUAUGCCAAGUGGCCUUCCAGAAGUGAUUGGUUUUCUGAAUGGUGCCUCAAUCCAAGGUAUCUUUCAUAUAAAAACACUGAUUGGGACGUUGGUGUCUUGUGUAUUAGCGGUAGCCUCUGGGCUAUUUUGUGGGCCAGAAGGACCAAUGAUUCAUAUGGGUUCCAUUCUUGCAAGUGGUCUAAGCCAGUUUAAAUCUGACACAUUUGGAGUUCAAUUUCCUUUCUUCACAAGAUUUCGAAACUGUGCUGACAGGAGAAACUUCAUUACUGCAGGAGCAGGAGCAGGCAUUGCCUCUGUUUUUCGAGCCCCUAUGGGUGGACUGCUGUUUACAUUUGAAGAGGUGGCUUCUUACUGGGAUAUCAAACUAGCUUGGCAGACCUUAUUUUGUUGUUUGAUGGCUGCAUUUACUACUGAUCUCCUGUCCUCUUCCUUCCAUGGAUUUGUUUAUCGGGGACAUUUUGGAUUCUUCAAGGCUGAAGAGAGUAUCUUGUUUGGGGUUAAAUACUUGCUGGACAUGAAUAUUUUAGUCUUCAUUCCAACCAUUAUCCUGGGAAUUGUAGGAGGUCUGCUGGGAGCAUUGUUUGUCUCCAUGAACCUGAGAAUCAACAAAUUUCGGACAGAAUUCUUUAACUUAAUUAAAUAUAAGUUUGUGCAAAAGGUGUGCAAGCUCACAGAGGCAGUCCUGACACUGAUAAUCACAAUUACGGCUACUGUCUAUGUGCCUUACUUCUUCCCAUGCACAUUGCUCUCUAGCCAUGAGUCUGAAAACAGAUCAUUAUGCAACGACAUUUCAACAGAGGCUUCUCACCUACUGAGUAAGACAGAAUAUUUUAACUCCUACAACUGUCCAUCGGGCACAAGCUGGAUUGGAUCCAGUGGUGUAAAAUAUUCAAAUCACACUUACAAUCAAGCUGCUGCGCUUCUGUUUGGUAAUGGACAGGAUGGAAUUGUGUAUCUCUUCAGAAGAGGGACGCCUGAAGAAUUUGGAUAUGCUGCUCUCUUGACAACCCUUGUUAUUUACUAUCUAUUUUCUUGUUGGACAGCUGGUACUGCUAUGGCAUGUGGACUUGUCAUACCAAUGCUGUACACUGGAGCAUUAUAUGGCAGAAUAAUUGGUCUCAUCAUGGUGUCGAUGUUUGGUGUCCAAACUGACAAAUAUGGGGCAUGGAUAGAUCCUGGCCUUUUUGCAAUAAUUGGAGCUGCCUCAUAUUUCUGUGGGGUUUCUAGACUGACAAUCUCGCUCACCGCUAUCAUGGUGGAACUAACCAAUGAUGUGCAGUCAUUACUGCCAAUAAUGGUAGCUGUCAUGGUGGCCAGGAUGACUGGAGACUUGUUCAACCGUUCAUUGUACAGUUCUUUACUGAAACAAAAAUGUAUUCCAUUCCUGGAGCCAGAACCACGUGUUGCGUACCAGAACAAACCUCUGAAUUUAGAAUUAUUUACAGUGAAAGAUGUCAUGGAAUGCCAAGUAAAGGUCCUCCAUCUGAGGGAAAAGGUCUCUUCCCUGGCUGCACUUCUCUUGGAGACAAAACAUGGUGGAUUCCCUGUGGUUUAUCACAUGGAACCAUUCCAUGAGGAAGUCUUCAUAGGAAGCAUCACCAGGUUAGAACUUUGUCGAAUCUUGGAAAAUGAAAUGCUAUUUGAAAUACAAAACGAUGACAGCUGCAAACAACAUUCUCAGAUGAGCUACAAUGAGAUGUCUGCCAAGCUGAUAAACUCAACUAAGAUGAAUCUUCUCCUGAAUGAGUACAGAACUGACAAUCGUUAUAAGGACUACUAUGUCAAUUUGAAACCACAUAUCAACCAAUCAGCAAUGACAGUCCAUGCUAAUUUUUCUCUUCAACGAACUUACAUCAUUUUUCGAACACUGGGACUUCGACACUUGACCGUUGUUGACUUGAGAAAUCGUGUCCUUGGCAUCAUUACACGAAAAGAUCUGAUGCCAUUCCGCCUUGAAGAGAAACUACUUCAAUCUGAGAAUUUGGAAUCAGACAAUGGUAGAAGAUAAAAAUGUUCUGAUGGAAAUCUUUACAUAUUACUGUUUCUGUGUAAAUCACAAAGGCUGUUUAAGACAGGAAAGGAAUUCUAAAUGUGUAGAAUUGUUCUUGAUACAUUGUCUAUAUAACAUCCUCACAACUUCCAAUUUCUGCUUUUUAAAAUUUUGCUUUGUCAUAGUCUUCACUUUCAGGGUUUCUCCAAACAGCUUUUUUAAUAUCCCUUUUGAAUAGCAAUUUAUUAGGGUGAUGUUAUAUACGGAGAUUAUCUUCAGAAGAUGUUCUCCAGCAGGGGAUAUCUCUUAACCAGCCUUGUAAAGAACUAUGGUAAAUUUCCCAUGAGCUUGUGUUUUUCACAAAUGAUUGCAAUUCCAUGUUUUGAGAAUUGUUGUACAAAUUUAUGGGGUAAAUAGUUAAGAAUGCUUUAGUGAAGAAAAUGAUUUAACUUAGGAAUAUUUUGCCUCAAUUACCCAGCAAUCAUGAAUGUUUUAGUUUGACCUUUUCUUUCCAAUUUAUCAAAUUGGCAUGUUUCUAUGAUGUAAACAAUAUAAUGCAAAACCUAUGCGAAAUGGUAGAUCUUCUAAUCUAUUAUUCAUAAUCUGAAAUAUAUUUUACAACCUGGGUGCUAUGGACCAUAAAUGUUAAA
Messenger RNA from Chiloscyllium plagiosum (whitespotted bambooshark), 3110 nucleotides. RefSeq names its product chloride channel protein C-like. The record is from RefSeq and is a predicted model, not a curated record. Gene Ontology annotation, molecular function: chloride transmembrane transporter activity. NCBI's taxonomy places the organism in Eukaryota, Metazoa, Chordata, Chondrichthyes, Orectolobiformes, Hemiscylliidae. Gene Ontology annotation, cellular component: intracellular membrane-bounded organelle; membrane. Gene Ontology annotation, biological process: chloride transport; transmembrane transport.